This is a messenger RNA of Penicillium psychrosexuale, 1215 nucleotides long. RefSeq lists its product as uncharacterized. The coding region runs from base 1 to 1215 and encodes 404 amino acids. Lineage: Eukaryota; Fungi; Ascomycota; Eurotiomycetes; Eurotiales; Aspergillaceae. The transcript is spliced from 5 exons. The record is from RefSeq and is a predicted model, not a curated record.
AUGAAGAGAUGGAAUUGGAGCGGCUUAUGCCAUCUCUACGAAGGUCCAGCCGCAUCGAAUAGAGUAAUAAUGAGGAUGAUAUUGGCGUUAAGUGCAUCUGAUAUGCAUCGCAAUGGGCUGAUUGUGCGCUCCCAGGAUCAUGGUCAGUACCAUUACAGCCAAGCGGUUAAAGAUUUCAGGCAAUUACUUGAGACGCCGCGCCAGGUUUCAUUGGAAGAUGUCGAGACAGUUUUUGCCACUGUAUUCUUGAUGAUAGCAUGGGAGUGGCAGUUCGGACACUCAGUACGCCAUCUUCAAUUCCACCUGCAGGGCGUGCGUUCACUUCUGGAAACACAUCCACAACUAUUCCGAAUUAAAGAUGUUGAUGAUAUGUUCUUCUCUCCCGGAAUCGACACAUUGACCGGUGAUACCGUGACCAUGGCCAAGGUCUCCUUCAUUCCCGAGCAGUUUUUGUUAUGGAUUCUAUAUAUCGAUGCUAGCUGUCGUCCCAUUGGUCUUACCGAGUCACUUAACGACUAUGUGGCCCAGUCUGGGAACCCCGCUUUGCAGCCGGACCACCUUUAUCGAUGUGCCCGUCUUUGGGGCCGAUGCUUUUGGGGCGAGCAGUAUCCCGAGGAGGAAGUUCUAGACGACAUUGAAAAUUAUAGAGCUCUAGAGCUAUUGCAUGCCGGAUUUUGCCUACGCCAUCGCACUUGGAAGGUCCUCGUCGAAUCCGCGGCUGGUGCCGCCGACUCCGCAGAACCCCUUUUCCGUGAGAUCCUCGCCACCCGAGAAAAAUUCUCCGACCUUUUCAUCACUGCGAAAUUUGCCGGCAGUGUUUCCGCUCGACGCACGCUCAAUACCAUAUACAUGGCCGUUUCUACCUUCUACGGCCAGGUUCUUUUCCACCGCCGGCUUCUCUGCGUCAGUGCUUUACCACUAGGCAUUCACCAACAAGCUACAGCAGGGAUCAUUGACAUUUGCCAAAAACAAUUCUUAUCUGAUCCAAAGCUCCUCAGGCGCUUACACUGGCCGCUCUUGAUGGCGAUCAUUGAAACCAAUGAUAUAACACAUCAAAGGUGGCUCCGCCAGCGUCUAUCCGAACUGCGCAACUUUCAUUCUGAGUUUGUUUGGGGGCACGAUGUGGCCGAACAGAUUCUGGCUCAGCAGGAUGUGAGCCAGGGACGAUAUGCCAAUCUGGCCGACUUUUUACUAAAGCGUUUUCAUGCGCAGUGA